AUGCGUCAUCGCUCGGGACAUCACGCGUCGACUCGCGCGGCGUCGCGCGCGCGCGCGGCGACGACGGACGGCGCGACGUCGGUCACGGUGGUCGGCACGUCGUCGUGUCCGCACUGCAAGCGCGCGAAGAGCGCGCUCGGCGAGGCGGGGAUCGCGUUCGAUGAGAUUAGCGUCGACGACGCGGCGGCGCUGCGCGCGGCGUCGUCGGCGCUCGCGGGCUUUCGAUCGGUGCCGCAGGUGUUCGUGGGGGGAGAGAUAUACGGCGGCGCCGACGAUACGUGCGCGGGGAUCGAAAGCGGCGAUCUCGUGGCCAAGGCGCGGGAGGCGAGGGAGAGAGGGAUGGACGGCGCGCCGCGGGCGCUUCGCGAGGCGAGCGAGGCGUUCGCGAACGGGACGCUGGAGACGCCGAAAGCGCCGGCGGUGGCGACGUCGUCGUCGUCGUCGUGGUUGACGAAAUUGGUGAAUAAGGGAUCGAAUGAGGCGGGGGACGCGGCGGCGGUGGCGCGGGCGAUGGCGGCGACGACGGGGGGGGUGACGCGAAGGACGGAGCGACGAUUCGGCGGGUUGUCGGAUGGCGUCUUCGGGCUGGUGAAGACGCAUAAGGGCGUGUUCACGGCGAAAGAUGCGGUGGAUUGGAUGAUGAAAAACGGUAAAGCGUCGACGGAAGAAGAGGCUGCGCGGUUGGGGGCGGCCAUGGUGCGCGAGCGAUUGAUCGGUGACGUCGACGCGACGCACGCGUUUCGCGUCGUCGACGCCGCGGACGCGCCGCUGUUUCGCUUUCGAUCCGAGGCGCCGUCUUUGGGGUGUGCGCCGUUGAACGCGGCGAAUUUGUACGUUGGACAAGCGCGAGACGCUAAAAUCGUCGCGGAGGAUGUUCGCGGACGCAUACUGAAGCUCUAUGACGAAUUUCUCAGCGACGACGGGCGCGCGGUGGAUUACGAUGGCGUUCGUCAGAGCGACGGCUUUAAAGAUUUCGUCGAAGCGUGCGAAGAGCUUCAGCGCGUCAACUUGAACGCGUUGUCGCGCGAAGAACGCAUGGCGUUUUUCAUCAAUCUGUACAAUGCCCUCGUGAUUCACGGAACGUGUGUGUUUGGCACGCCCAAGAACACGCUCGAGCGUUUGGAUUUCUUCUCCAAGGUUUCGUACGACGUCGCCGGCGCCGUGUACACGUGCGACGACAUCGAGAACGGAAUCUUGCGCGGGAACCGACCGGGCGCGGCCACGAUCGGUGCGCUCGCGGGAAAACCAUCGCUGUCGCGAGGUCCUUUUCGCGAGAAGGAUCCGCGAAGGAACCACGUCGUGCUGCCGAUGGAUCCUCGAAUUCACUUUGCGUUGGUGUGCGGCGCGCGUUCGUGCCCUCCCAUUCGCGUCUACACGGCUGAGAAUAUCGACCGCGAGCUCGAAGACGCGGCGUUUUCCUUCUUCGAGUCGGAAAUCGACGUAGAGCUCUCCGAAAACGGCGACGCGACGUCGGCGGCGGUGAGUAAAAUCGUCGGCGAGUGGUACAAAUUCGACUUCGGCGAUUCCGACGCCGAGCGUCUGCGAUACGUCUCAAAGUACAUGCGCCAAGGCAAACAUCGCGAAGGUUUACUGCGCGCGCUCGACGAAGGCAAAGACGUCACGUUAACGACGCGCGCGUACGACUGGACGCUCAACGACGGUAAAUGA
Messenger RNA from Ostreococcus lucimarinus CCE9901, 1668 nucleotides. RefSeq lists its product with no specific name. Gene Ontology annotation, biological process: intracellular signal transduction. The transcript has a single exon. The record is from RefSeq and is a predicted model, not a curated record. Bases 1 to 1668 code for a protein of 555 amino acids. NCBI's taxonomy places the organism in Eukaryota, Viridiplantae, Chlorophyta, Mamiellophyceae, Mamiellales, Bathycoccaceae.